Molecule: messenger RNA, 10326 nt
Organism: Rhagoletis pomonella (apple maggot)
Lineage: Eukaryota; Metazoa; Arthropoda; Insecta; Diptera; Tephritidae
Product: E3 ubiquitin-protein ligase TRIP12-like
Exons: 10
Biological process (GO): proteasome-mediated ubiquitin-dependent protein catabolic process; DNA damage response; regulation of double-strand break repair
Cellular component (GO): nuclear speck
Molecular function (GO): ubiquitin protein ligase activity; zinc ion binding
Source: RefSeq, a predicted model, not a curated record
AUAUUAAUAAAUUAUUUUCUACGACUUCCAGAUUCCUUGAAGCGGCCAAGCAAAACCGAGCAGAGAGAAAGUGACAAUUGCUGUAGUCGGAAGCGAAGCUUUAAGAGUGCCGUAAGCUCACGGCAAUUUCGGUCAGCAACCUAUUUCCCUGUUGUGAAUAAAAUUGCACUCAGAAAAGGGAAAGCAAAAACGUUUAGCCACGACCAUAAGCUCAAACACAACCGUCAGUUUAUUUUAGUUUUAUUUUUACUUUGAUAUCGUGUAACGGAAUUAAAUUGGCUAUAACACGAAAGGACACAAGUGUUGCGAGGGCAUGUUUAGUGUGAUCGAAAGAGCGGUUAAGUGUCGUCUAUGGCCGAAUCCGUUAACAGUCAAUCGCUCUCUGCAGUGACGGAGGGGCACGACGACAGCACCACAAUAGCGAGUACGGCGCCAGCUACAACCACAACCACAACAGCCGCAGAAGCGGCUUCAACUAAAACGCGUCGCAGCAGACAAUUAAAACAGAAGCAACAAACACAAAAUUCUCCGCAGCAUAAACAAAUUAAGCUACAUUCUUAUAGCAAUAAAAAUAAUAACCAGCAACAACAAACAAACGGCAGUGACGGAAGUUUCGCCAGUGGUAGCAAAAGUAGCUCUAAUAAACCUCAACAGCUACAGCAACAGAAAUCAGCACACACAUCAGCACCAACGUCAAGCAAGUCGUCGGCUGUGGAAAUCGUGAGUAGCAGUGGAAAAAAGCGUGCACAUAGCAAAAAUCGCUCCCCAGCAAUUGGCAGUGGUAGUAGUCCCAACACUAGCAUCAGCAGGAGUCACUCGAGCAAACGUGCAUCGUCCCGUGGAGCUUUGAAUAAUAGUGGUACUACAACAGAGGCUGCUUCAUUCAGUGUCCAGGUUGGAGUCGCACGCAGUGAUCGAAAACGCCACCACGAUCAGCAUCAAUUAAAGCGAACAACUUCAGCAUUAGCAUCUACUUCAGCUUCAGCCACAGUUACAGCUGCUGUCUCAACUACAACCACAACAUUAACUUCACAAGAGAGGAAAAAUAACGAUUCAAGUUCGCCACUUAAGAAGCGCCGUUAUCAUUCUAACUUAUCAGCGACCUCAUCAACGUCAACGCCUACUCCAACAACAACAACUGCGCACUACAACAGUUUCACAACUUCGUCAGGUCUCGAUUCGGGAUCAACAGAAGCACCAGCUUCCACAUCCACAGGUGCCAAUCAGGGUGAUUGUGUUGCACAGCGCACACGCUCCAAGACACUUACCACUGAAGACGCCCACAAUCUUGGUCGCACUACAUCCAAUCAAAGCUACAGGCAUUCAUUACCAUUUGCAUCGGCACCCAAAAGACACGCACGUCGUAGGGGCAGCAGCUUAAACAAAGUCAAAACUGAUAAUAUUAACUUCAACCAGACAGCGACAGCGUCAGCAGCAGCAGUAGAAUCAACGUCGGCUGCAGCACCACGCACCAGUUUCAGCGCUAGUAGUAGCAGCGGUAGUAGCAGCAGCAGCAGCAGCGGCAACGGCAACACAAAAAGUAACUUACUUAAUUAUUUUCGCAAAACACGUAAAAUCAGUCACAGUCGUACUGCAGCGCACAGCAAACGAGGAUCAGCAACUCUCGACGCAGGUGACAACGCCGCCGAUAAUAGCAGCGAUAACAACCAGCGUCAAUAUCAACAACAACAGCAGCAGGCAAAGCAAAUUCGUAAGCUCAACACAACCGCCACCGCUGAGGGUAGGCAACACAAGGCAAAUUCAAAACAGAAUAAAAAUCUUCAGAGUGGCGCAAACAUAGCUACAACUUCAUCGUCGUCUGGCACACGUAAAAGUGAAUGUGGUAGUGGAGAUAAGCGACAACAACAGCACCAGGCUCAACCGUCUCAACAGCACAACACUCGCCGCUUCCUAUCAGUCGUAGGAGGUCGCAUUAAAUUUAACGCGAAAUCGACAGCUGCAUCAGCUGAGACAACAACAACAACAAAUACAAAAGCAAAUCCACAUUCAAAUUCAAAUCAUAGCGCAGCUUCAACUGCCACAGCCGUAGCAGUCAGCAGCUCAGGCAGUAGUGGACAGUCGGGAAGUCGCACCACUUCAGCAGCCACUGGUAGUGGUGCUUCAGCCAGAGUCGACAGAUAUUGCAAAUAUCGCAAGAGCUUACGCAAUUAUCAUCAACUGAUAUCGUUUUCGAACGACGCAAAUACUGCUAUCGAAAGCAACAACACAAAUACGAACGCAAGCGGCAGUUCGUCUACCGCCAAUAACGCCUCCAACGCAUCGAGCGCAUCCAACGCUAAUUCAGUUGACGAGAGUGUUUUAAACGGUGGUGGUGUAAUAACUGUUGGUGCUAUUAACGCCAGCGAGGAGGAAGAAGAAAACUCUGAAGAUAACGUUGAGAUCUACGACGACGACGGCGACGAAGAAGAAGACGGCGACGAUAACGAGGCGGCUGAUUUAGAGGACGAUUCGAUUGUAGCCGAAGGUGACGUCGUUAUACGCGGCGACGGUGACGUUGGGGACGACGACGAAGAAGAAGAGGAGGACGUCGACGACGAAGACGACGAUAUCGACGAAGAGGAGGAAGAAGACGACGACGAUAUCGUUGAAGAAGAGGAAGAAGACGAAGAACUAGCUACAGAGGAUUCUGAGGAAGCUGUUGAAGGACGCCUUGCUGGUACAGCACCCAUUACCGGCGCACCGCUUAUCUACCAGCAGCAGCAUCAGCAGCACCCGCAGCAGCAGCAACAAGCACCGCCGCCGCCCGCGCCGCAGCCGCAGCAUCAACAAAUAGCGCAACAGCCACCGUUGCAUAUACAGCUAAGUGGACGUUAUCAUCACUCGAAUCCGCAUUUGCACCAGCAGCCUCCUCCACCUGUGCCAGCGCUACCGUUGCCCCUCACACACAUACAAACCCAAGCACAGCCACUGCACCGAAUUCCACAUCCGCCGCCUACAGCAUCAGCGGCGGCAGCAGCAGCAGCAGCAGCAGCAGUAGUAGCUUCUGCGCAACAUCAUCAAAUACAUCCGGCGACAAUUGAUAUUGGACUAGGCACCGGCUUGGUUGUUGAUCGUUCGUCGGCUGCUACACCCUCUUUUACGCCACACUUGAACGCACAAAUCGCAGCGCAGCACAGUUACGGGCAAGGUCGCACAGUAGUCGCGGCAGCCGAAGUGGUAGGCUCCAGCUCAACGGCAGGCACAUCGACGGCGGCGGCGACAUCGUUACAUUCUUCACAUUCGCUCAGGCGCAGUUCACGAAGCAAAACGGGUUCUUGCGUCAGCUCGGCAGCGCAACACGGCAGUGGCAGCGGGAGUGGAAGCGGCGCCAGCGGAAGUGGUAUUGGAAGUAGCAGCGCUCUGGGAAGAAUACAUCACAACGCUGCACUCGUAUCGGCGCCAACGCUAUUAGCAGCAACGAGUGGUGGUAGUGGCAGCGGCAACGUUGGCUGCGGCGGCAGUGCCACGCUAAUGACAGCUGCCGCUGCCAUGGAGAACCAUCAUCAAUAUCAUAUCCACCACUCGCACCACGCGCCCGCGCAUGCUCACCUUCAUCAGCAUCAGCCGCACCAUCAUCAACCGCAACCGCAGCAACAGCAUCAUCACAUGCUCCAUCAUUCGGUUGCUGCCGCACCAGGAGGUGCCGUGGUUGUUGCCAUUGCUACAUCACAAAAUCAAAAUCAAAGCAAUACUGCAACGUUAUUGCAUCAGCAACAACAGGCGCAUCAUCGUGGCGCCACUAUCGUGCAACCCGGUUUCCUCUAUAAUUACCGGGCAACUGCUGCCAAUGCACAUUUGAAUGCUGCGAUGUCUUCAUCGUCGUCAUCGUCGAGUCACCUCGUUGGUGCGUCGUCUGCGAGUACUGCCGCCAUCGCCACCGCUAAUGCCAACACUACCACCGCUGCUGCCAACACCGCUAGCGUCGCCACUGUCGCAACGAAUAGUAGCCACAUAAAUAUGAAUGCGCAUAAUAAAGCGAGCGCUUCUGCGGAUGCGUUAAGUUAUAGUUUAAUGGCACAACAACCGCCGACUGGACCGCCGAAUACAGGUGGACAAUCGACCACAGCUAACCUCAGCGUCUCUACCGCCUUGGGCGCCGCCAACACAAAUCUAGCAAAUAACGCAAGUGCGGGAGCUGGUGCGGGUGCCGGUGUGGGCACCGCUUCUGCUGCCGCGACGGCCACAAAUACUGGGGGAACAGGCGCCACCACUGCCGCCACUUCGCACGCCGACUCGGAGAGCGAUGACAGCGAAGUGGGGCGUCUACAGGCGUUAUUGGAGGCGCGUGGCCUACCGCCGCAUCUCUUUGGAGCGUUGGGACCACGCAUGACCCACAUCUUACAUCGCACCAUUGGCAAUAGCAGUUCGUCGAAGGCGCAACAGUUGUUGCAAGGCUUGCAAUCGCACGAUGAGAGUCAACAGCUGCAGGCCGCUAUCGAGAUGUGUCAAAUGCUAGUGAUGGGCAAUGAGGACACGCUAGCCGGCUUUCCAAUCAAGCAGGUGGUACCGGCGCUGAUUACGCUGCUGCGUAUGGAAAACAAUUUCGAUAUUAUGAACAAUGCGUGUCGUGCUCUCGCCUACAUGUUGGAGGCGCUCCCACGUUCCUCAGGUACCGUUGUCGAAGCAGUGCCGGUAUUCCUUGAAAAAUUGCAAGCCAUUCAAUGCAUGGAUGUUGCGGAGCAGAGUUUGACAGCACUCGAGAUAUUAUCGCGUCGUCAUAACAAAGCGAUACUGCAAGCCAAUGGCGUCUCGGCAUGUCUGACCUUCCUAGAUUUCUUCUCGAUCAAUGCACAGCGUGCAGCGCUAGCUAUUACGGCGAACUGUUGUCUAAAUCUGCACCCGGAGGAAUUUCACUUUGUCGCGGAGAGUUUACCGCUUUUGGCUCGGUUGUUGUCGCAGCAAGACAAGAAGUGCGUUGAGAGCGUUUGCUCGGCGUUUUGUCGUUUGGUAGAGAGCUUCCAGCAUGAUCCUAAGCGGUUACAAGAGAUCGCUAGCAAGGAGUUGCUUAAAAAUUGCCAGCAAUUGUUGGUUGUUACACCAACUAUACUGAACACCGGCACGUUCACAUCCGUCGUACGCAUGUUGAGCCUGAUGUGUGGCAACUGCCCUGAUCUGGCCAUUUCGCUUCUGAAGAACGACAUUGCAUCGACACUGCUUUACUUGCUUACUGGCAAUGCAGAGCCCAACACAUCGACCACGUCGCAUGUCGAGCUCAUAACACGCUCCCCAUCUGAGCUGUACGAGAUAACUUGUUUGAUUGGCGAACUAAUGCCGCGGCUGCCUACAGAUGGUAUUUUUACAGUGGACACACUGUUGGAUCGCCCCACACUCAACACUCAGGACCAAGUGCAAUGGCAGUGGCGUGAUGAUCGUGGCACUUGGCAUAACUAUUCGACCAUUGAUUCGCGUAUGAUUGAGGCGGCACAUUUGAAUUCGGAUGACGAGUUCAGUUUGAGUACAUUGGGUCGUACAUACACCGUCGACUUUCAUUCAAUGCAGCAGAUUAACGAAGACACUGGCACAACGCGUCCAGUGCAGCGCAAAAUUAAUCCAAAUUAUGUGCCACCGCCACCACCACCGACUGCAGCGGCUUCAUCAGCUGGGCAGGAUUUGUCGGCUUCUGCGGUGGCCACAGCAAUUACAGCGUUAACCAGCACAGUAGCGAACACAGCGGCAAGCACAUCAGCACAGUCCAGCACACCCAGCACGGCUCCAAAUACGCCUGGCACCAGCAGCGCUCAACAGCGUCGACGCGCAUCGGUGGAUGCACGCAUCGCUUGUCUCAAGGAGGAACGCGGUUUAGCUGCGGAGUUCAUCAAGAACCUCUUCAACGUACUUUACGAAGUGUAUAGCUCCUCUGCUGGCCCCAAUGUACGCUACAAAUGUUUGCGCGCGCUGUUGCGUAUGGUUUACUAUGCCACACCCGAACUUCUGCGAGAUGUGCUAAAGAAUCAGUUGGUCUCCAGUCACAUAGCUGGCAUGAUGGGCAGCAACGAUUUGCGCAUAGUGGUUGGCGCACUGCAGAUGGCCGAGAUUUUGAUGCAAAAGCUGCCAGACGUGUUCGGCACACACUUCCGACGCGAGGGUGUAAUUUAUCAGAUCACGCAGCUCACCGAUCCCAACAAUCCUAUUUGUGCCAAUCCCUCACCCAAGCCGUUACCAGGCACUAGUGGGGGUUCCCAGAGUGCACCUCCAUCUGCGUCCGGUCUGCAGGUGAACCCGUUUUUCAUGGACAGCACGGUGUCAGCAGGCGGCUCAACAACAGCGGGCAACUCUACUCCCAAUUCGUCGAAACCAGGUGCGAGCCAAGGCCAUCACCACCAAUACACAGUGAAAAGCUUUUCACAUGCAAUGAGCGCCUUAACUGCCAACGCAUCGACUCCUGGCAAUGGUCAAAAAGUCACCUUGGCAAUGCCACCAAGCAGCAGUGGUCCUCUGCUAAUGUCACAACUGCCUGCUGGUAGUGUGCAGCCACGUCAGCAAUCCACUGGGUCGCUUGCGCUUACGAUUAACUCCAGCACAGGUAUCACACCACCUGUUGCUGUGAUUGGCGGCGCUGGCACGGCGACCGAGUUGCAUUACCAUUACAGCAGCUCUGCUCCGCCGGCUGCUGGACCACCCACGCACACACAUCUUGCACAGGCACCGAACUUCUUUGUUUACUCCACUAGCGCUGCUGCUCCGCCAUUACCGCCCGGUGAUCCCCGGCAAUACGUGCACGGCCACUUCCACCAUCCGCCACCGCACUUUCAGCCUCAUGCUCCACCACCACCAGCCACACAUCAUGUCGAAAUAAUGCCGUCAUCAUCUGGUGCGGCCGUUAGCAGCAAUCCACCAACUGUAAUGGCACAUCCGCCACCUCAGCAGCAUCUGCCACAAGUGGUGUUCGCGCCGACACCAAGCGGGUGCGAUCCACACUAUCAGAGCAAUAGCGGCAAUAGUGGUGUAGCGGCCACAAGCACAGGCUCAUCCACAGCUUCAUCUUCGUCCGCUUCUGCGUUGCAACACAAGAUGUCCGAUAUGUUGAAGCGCAAGGUCCCACCGAAACGGAAAUCACAAUCUAGCAGUCGCUCAAAGUCGCGCCAGGAAGAAGGAGGCGGCUCCUCCACAUCUUCAAUGCACGAUUUGCUGAGUCGUGCUACAAGUCUUGGCAGCGGCACCGGUCGCAGCACACCCAGCGCCAGCAGUAGCAAAUCACGCUUCAGCGGCGGCGGCGGGGCUACCAGCAGUGCCGGCACUAGCAGCAGUGGAAGUAGUUCGACGAAAACUUCAUUCCUCGCCUCGCUGAACCCCGCACGUUGGGGACGCCAAGGAUCUCACCAUAGUUCAUUUACCAAAGAUGCGGCCAGUUCAAACCACACCGGCAGCGGCAGCAACAACAGUGGCAGCGCUGUUAGUGCAGCACAUUCUGCCAGCCACAGCGCGGGCAGUGCCGCGAAUAGCAUUAGCAAGAGCAUAUCCAAUGCGAACCUCAUUGCAGCAGGCAAUCGUGAGAAGGCACGCCAAUGGGUGCGAGAGCAAGCCAUUGCGUUUGUGAAACGUUACGCCGAACAAGAGAAUGCGAAAGCAGAGGGUUGUGCCGUCGGUAACAGCGGCUCAGCUAGCGCCACAAGCGGCGGCACCAACGUGCUGCAACGGUUAUCCACCAUUAUCUUCAAGCUAAAUGGUAGCUUCCAAGAUUGCUUAGAUGCGCUGCUUGAAUUGAAAACUAUUUUACUAGAAAGUGAUAUUUCACCAUUUGAAGUGAAUCACUCAGGUCUUAUCAAGGCAAUGCUGAAUUUCAUGACUUGCGAAGAUGGCAUCGUGGAACGAGAUGCGCGCUUGCGGGCAUUUAUGCACGUAUUCGCUGGCUUGCCGUUGGAGCCAUUAAAGAAGGUGGGACAAAUGCCGAACAUUGAUGCUGUAGCAUUCAAUGCAUUCGUUGCGAAACUAAAUGGUUGCGUCACUCAGCUGGAACAGUUCCCAGUGAAGGUGCACGACUUUCCCUCCGGCCCUGGCGGACGCUCCAACACAAGUGCGCUUAAAUUCUUCAAUACGCAUCAACUGAAGUGUAACUUACAACGCCAUCCUGACUGCACGAAUCUCCGGCAAUGGAAAGGUGGCACCGUCAAAAUCGACCCUCUCGCCAUGGUGCAGGCGAUCGAGCGCUACCUGGUUGUGCGUGGCUAUGGCGGUAUACGCGGCGAUUCAGAUGAUGAUUCAGAGGAGGAUAUGGAUGACAACGUGGCCGCUGUUGUGAUGUCACAAAGUGGAUUCAAGCACAAAUUACAAUUCAUGAUCGGUGAUCACGUCUUGCCCUAUAACAUGACUGUCUAUCAAGCAGUUAAGCAGUUUUCACCUCUGGUGAAUGAUCAGUCGGAAACUGAUACAGACACCGAGACACCGCUGGGUAAUGCUAGCGUUUGGGUGCAACAGCAUACAAUUUAUUACCGCCCCAUGGAGGAAGAGGCGAGUGUUAGUGCGACAACUAGUUCUACUGCAAGUCUAAAUGUUGGCAAACACGGUGGUGGUGCAUCCUCAUCGGCUGCAGCUGGCACUUCUGGUUCGGGCCUGCAUACACCCACAUGUGGCACAUCAUCUUCUGCUACGUCCACGUCCUCAAAAAAAGGUAACAAAUCAUCGUCCAAGUUGUUGCGCAAGAAGACCGAAUUGUGGCAUGAGGGCAUAGCGCCCAGUACGGUGUCUGCACUUAAAGCAUUCCUUACCAACACACUGCCGCCCGAUGUGGUGACAGUGCAGGAUGCCUCGUUAGAUGCGCUAUGUAUGCUACGUAUAAUAAAUGCGCUCAAUCGGCAUUGGGAGCAGUUGUAUGGCUGCGUGCAUCGCCAGCACAUUGUGCCUCAGUCAGAAUUUGUGCAUCCAAAGAUCACAGCCAAGGCCAAUCGACAGCUGCAAGAUCCACUUGUAAUCAUGACCGGCAAUUUACCGCAGUGGCUACCACAAAUUGGUAUGGCAUGUGCGUUCCUCUUCCCCUUUGAAACGCGCCAUUUGCUCUUCUAUGCAACAAGCUUUGACCGUGACCGCGCCUUGCAACGACUGUUGGAUACGACUCCUGAUCUGAAUGCAGCCGAAUCGUCGGAGCGUGUGGCACCACGCUUGGAUAGGCGGAAACGUGCCAUUUCACGCGAGGAUAUACUAAAGCAAGCUGAGCACAUUAUUCAAGACGUUGGCCAUUCGAAAGCAUUGCUCGAAAUACAAUACGAGAACGAGGUUGGUACUGGACUUGGCCCAACAUUAGAGUUUUAUGCCUUGGUCUCAGCUGAGUUACAGCGUUGUGACCUGGGCCUCUGGAAUGGUAGUGAUAGUUAUAAGCAGAACUCCUCCACUAUAGCGGAUGUAGUGAAAUCGAGCACCAGCGUACAGAUCGAUGAAGUGAGUGACGUGACGACAGCGCAACAAGAAGACAUCGUUACUGUUACAGCGGUAACGAACACAACAGUUGUGCAAGCAAAUAACACAACAACAACAACUGCAAGUACAACCACCGUAACGCGUUCAAGUAGCAGAACUCAUCGCACUGGCGAUGGCCACCAUGGCGGUGCCAGUAAUAGCAGUGGUAGUGGCAUGGGCAUGUCUACACGUAGUCAUCAACAUCAUCAGCAACAACAACAACAACAUCAACAGGCGAUGGAUCAGGUUGGUGGCACAUCGUCGUCAAAUGAGAAUGCCUUGAAUAUGAUAAUUGAGCAACAAAUUGGCGGUGACGAAUUGCAACUACAUAAUAUAACGCAACAGCAGUUGCAACAACAACACCAUAAUCUUUCGCCAUCCGAUGGCGGCGAUAGCACACCGCCUGAAAUCGGCGAGAGUAACUCCUCUGCGGUCACUAUAACGACAAACACAUCUGUGACAUAUGUAAAUUCACCACAUGGACUCUUUCCUAUGCCGCUGGGCAAAUCAUCAAAGUUGCCGCAUGUUUCAAAAUCUAAGGCGAAAUUCAAAUUCCUCGGAAAAUUUAUGGCUAAAGCUGUAAUGGACAGUCGAAUGCUGGAUCUACCUUUCUCAAUACCAUUUUAUCGUUGGCUACUAAAUGAAGAGCACUCAGUCGGUCUGGCCGAUUUGGCGCGUGUUGCGCCCGAAGUACAAAUCACAUUGGUACGUUUGCAGGAUGUGGUACAUGAACGUGAGCUAGUAUUAGCCGAUUCCAAUCUAGAUGCAAUGGAAAAGACUGAAAAGAUCGAAUCACUGGACUUGGAUGGCUGUCCCAUAGCUGACUUGGGCUUAGACUUUGUUUUACCCGGCUAUGCUAACAUUGAGCUGUGUCGAGGUGGACGUGAUACGCCAGUAACAAUACACAAUUUACAUCAAUAUAUCUCAUUGGUGACA